GUUAGUAUCCGGUGGAAACCAAAACAAAGGCGAGAGGAAGCCGUGCUGGCACAGUAUUGUGUGUAUGGAAGGGGGCUUGCUCCUUACUAUGGAUGAAGCUCAGAGACUCUACGGGGGUGGGUAAUUCAGUGGUCCACAAGCGGUCUCCUUUACGUCGAAACCAAAAACCACCAAUAUCCUUGACCAAACUGUCCUCACGGGAUGGACAGAAAGCCAAAAAACCAGUGUGCAAAUUUGAAGAAGGCCAAGAUGUCUUAGCUAGAUGGUCAGAUGGCUUGUUUUAUCUUGGAACUAUCAAAAAGAUAAACAAACUCAAGCAGACCUGUUUUGUUAUAUUUGAAGACAGUUCCAAGUCCUGGAUUCUCUGGAAGGACAUACAAACAGGAGCUACUGAAAGUGGGGAAAUGGUCUGUACAAUAUGCCAGGAAGAAUAUUCAGACGCACCCAAUGAAAUAGUUAUUUGCGAUAAGUGUGGCCAAGGUUAUCAUCAGCUGUGUCACACACCAAAUAUUGAUUCUAGCGUGAUAGAUUCAGAUGAUAAAUGGCUUUGCCGGCAGUGUGUCUUUGCAACAACAACAAAGAGGGGGGGCGCACUUAAGAAAGGACCAAAUGCCAAAGCACUGCAAGUCAUGAAGCAGACAUUGCCUUACAAUUUAGCCGACCUUGAAUGGGAUGCCGGCCAUAAAACAAAUGCCCAACAGUGUUAUUGCUACUGUGGAGGUCCUGGAGAUUGGUAUUUAAAGAUGUUACAGUGCUGCAAAUGUAAACAGUGGUUCCAUGAGGCUUGUGUGCAGUGCCUCCAAAAGCCAAUGCUUUAUGGUGACAGGUUUUAUACAUUCAUUUGUUCAGUUUGUAGUUCUGGACCAGAAUACCUCAAACGUUUACCCUUGCAAUGGGUAGAUAUAGCACAUCUAUGCCUUUACAACCUAAGUGUUAUUCACAAAAAGAAAUAUUUUGAUUCAGAGCUUGAACUCAUGACAUAUAUUAAUGAAAAUUGGGAGCGACUCCACCCUGGUGAAUUGGCGGAUACCCCUAAAUCUGAAAGAUACCAACAUGUUCUGGAGGCAUUAAAUGAUUACAAGACAAUGUUUAUGUCUGGGAAGGAAAUAAAGAAGAAAAAACAUUUGUUUGGCUUGAGAAUUCGUGUUCCACCUUGCCCACCGAAUGCUACUUUUAAGGCUGAGAAGGAGCCUGAAGGAACUUCACAUGAAUUCAAAAUCAAGGGCAGAAAAUCUUCUAAACCUGUGCCUGAUCAGAGGGAAAUUACCAAUGGCGUUGAAAAGAAGGGAAAGAAAAAAUCUGUGGGCCGUCCACCUGGCCCAUAUACCAGAAAAAUGAUUCAGAAAAUGUCUGAGCCAACUCCUUUGGAGCCUGUUGUAGUGCAAGAAUCCCCUACUUUGGAUUUACCUAGCACUACUGGAAGAUCUGAUGGAACUGCACACUCUUCCAAUACCUCAGACGUGGAAUCCACCGGUGCUGCCAGUACAAAGGAAACUACCUCAAACAAUACUUCCAAGCAUUACAGUUUGUCUGACUCGAGAAAAAGGACACGUACAGGACGAACUUGGCCAGCUGCAAUACCACACUUAAGGAGAAGAGGACGCCUUCCAAGGAAAGCACUCCAGAUCCAGAACUCGGAAAUAGUGAAAGAUGAUGAAAGCAAAGAUGAUUAUCAAUACGAUGAACUCAAUACAGAGAUUCUGAAUAAUUUGGCUGACCAAGAGUUACAGCUUAAUCAUCUCAAGAACUCUAUUACCAGUUACUUUGGUGCAGCAGGUAGGAUAGCUUGUGGUGAAAAAUACCGUGUUUUGGCACGUCGGGUGACACUUGAUGGAAAGGUGCAGUAUCUUGUGGAGUGGGAAGGCGCAACUGCUUCCUGACUCUCGUACUGCCCAGAUCUAUUUAUAGACAUAGUUCAUAAAUCAGGGGUGCAGAAGGAAGGUGGUUUUUUUGUAUUUUUGAAAAUGGAAACCAAGUUAGCCUUAACUCUUGCUUCUUAACAGUAUAAACCUUGUGACAAAGAAUCUACCCAUUUAAAAUAAUCUGGAUUCUUUUUAAAAUGACAACUUUGGGAAUCUGGAAUUAUGGUUACUUUAAAAUAUGCACAAACUCAAAGAGACUUUUAGGAUACAUUCCAUUUUUGUUGUUGGUAGGGACUCUUUUCUAUAACUAGAACAAGUUUUUGGUAAAAUUCUUAAUCUUUUCUUACUGAAAUCUUUGCAAAAGUGUAUUUCUACUUUGACAACCCUAGAUUUUCAUAAGGUGCAGUGUAUAUAAUUCCUACUGAGGACUGUAAAAUAUUGAAAUCUUCUGUCAAGCAAAGUGUAAAAUAUAUAUAUGGAGCUUGUAAAUUGCUCUGUGACUAGACUUUGUUGUCUUUUUAAUAUAUUCUUUGCAUGUGUGUAUUUGUGUGAUUGUGACCUAUGCAAUAUAAAUUAUGGGAUUGGGCAGCUUCUGACUUUGUAUCCCAUAAUUCUUUUUAUCAGGAAUAGUUGCAGUAUUUACACAGCAGCAUUUCUUCUCAGGCUUUAUUGAGUGCUGUUGCUUACCAUGGACUACAGAAUAUGUGUCAAAUGAAUGCUGUGUGUUCUGACAUAAGUGCAGUCAAUGUCAUAUGCCUUUAGAAAAUGGUUUCAGUUGCGAUCCUGCUCUUUUGGUCUAGCGAUUGAGAGAUUUAGAGUGCCUCUCAGGUUCACAUGCUGCCUCCCCUUUGCAGGUUUCAUCCUCCUUUCAGCAUGAAGCAUGUUGAAAUGCUAUGUGUUCACUGAACGUCAUGGGCACCUCUUGGUGAGCUCUGGGAAAGACGGGGGGAUUUGGAGGAAGUGUAUGCUCCUGCUUUCUUAGCCAUGAAUAAUAAGAGAUCUAGAAAUAUUGCAUCUAUAGUGGGCCAGGUUGCUUGAGGGUUGCAAUCCUAUCCUUGUGUACUUGGGAGCAAAUCCUUUUGAAUUUGAAGGAAACUACCUUCUAAUCAGACAUCUGUAGGUCUGUGCUGUAAUUCUCCUUUAGAAAAAGUUAGUCAUUUGAGAAAAAUAUCAGGACUUUAACAUUUGAACCUGGACUCUGCUUAAGAAAAAAAGACAUCUAAGGAUUUGUGACAUACUGAUUGUAAAUUUUGUAUCCCAGUUUUUAAAAAAUGUCAGCAGGAAUCAUACAAGAUUCCUUUAUGUGAUGUUUUGUAGUUGUGUUUUAUAAACGUAGUUGGAAUAAAGUGUAUAAUUAAUUGCACAGGGUCAACAAACAGUAUGUUGCCACUUGAAGUAACAGUACUGCUAUUAUUACAAUAUUACCUCUUCUGUCCUUAGAAAUAUGAAUCCGUUUUUAAAUAACUUUAUUUUACUUGUAAUAUAACAAUUGCUUUUUUUUUGGCCGAGAUUAGAUGUCCGUUCUUUUAUCUGUUGAAGGUUUUUUUUGUACUUUUUUGCCAAAGAAUCAACACAGCAAUUUUAAUUUGGAUAUUCUGCAUUUUACUUCCUAAUGUUUUGCUGUUAGACAUGAGUUUAUCAACGAAGUAAAAACGUAAUAUUAAUGAAUUCUGUAGCAUUUAAACAUGACUUGCAUACUUAGACCAUAACUUUUUGAUAUUUAAUUUUUUAAAGCCUGUUGCAAUUGUCAAGGGAAAAGAAUUCCCUUUGACAGCAUAAUAUAUAGCCAAAGGAAGAAUAGACAAAUUGGUUGCCCUGUGCUUGUGGUUAGCUGACAGGCUUUACAAAGUCAUUAUUAGAAUAUACUUCUGAUUUCCUUCAUUAAAAAUGUGGGUCUUUUCCCCUCUCACGUCGUCUCAACUAUUACAAUAAAGUUGCCUUGCCUAUAGCUGCAAUAUUUUGAUAAGACGCAAGUUACUUCAUGAAUGUUGGUCUCUUGAAAUAAUGCAAAAUGUAGAUGUCUGUAAUGUUACAACCAGUUUCUUCAUUCAUUUUCUGCAGUCUUUUUAAUUGACACUGAACACCAGCAGUAUUUCCAGUAGGGCUUCCAUACUAAGAUACCAAUUGAAUUCAAGUUGGAGAGAAAACAUAACAAAUUAUCAACAGAAUUAAUUGUGAAUGUGUGUGAGUUUUCAUUUUGUCAAAGUGGCUAAUACAUUUGUAUUUCUGAAACUGUUUUCUAGAAUUUAAAAUCAAUAUUAAAUGUCUGUAUUUUUAAGAAAA
Messenger RNA from Anolis sagrei ordinatus, 4145 nucleotides. RefSeq names its product metal response element binding transcription factor 2 (gene MTF2). NCBI's taxonomy places the organism in Eukaryota, Metazoa, Chordata, Lepidosauria, Squamata, Anolidae. Gene Ontology annotation, molecular function: DNA binding; chromatin binding. Gene Ontology annotation, biological process: chromatin organization; regulation of DNA-templated transcription. Gene Ontology annotation, cellular component: nucleus. The record is from RefSeq and is a predicted model, not a curated record.